AUGAGAGAUCAAGAAUUUAAAAAAGUUAUACCCGCUAGUGAUAACAGUAAUACAGUUUAUGACAUACCUAUAUAUUCAGAUGAUUUCUUAAACUUCAAUAAAGGUAGAGACAGUGAACUUAGAAACCUUCGUAAAAAGGUAACAGACCAAGGACAAGAAGUAUCCGUCUUAGAUAAACAUAUUGAAAAUAUGCAAAAUGGUAUUAUUAAUUUAAUGGCUAACACUGAAAAACUCAAAACCGGAUGUUCAAAGUAUGAACAGUAUUUAAUUAAAUUACGAUCUCUACUUCUAGAUGCUUUUGCUAAUAUUGCAUUCCCAGAUAACACUGAGCCACCUACCAAUGAAACCAUUGACACAUUUAUGGUUAAUUUAGUCACACUUCUAUCAACUGAUACUGCUACUGAACCUUCCUGGAUUGCAAAUAUAAAACAGGUUAUUUCUAAUUUAGAUUUUUCACAAUGUUAAA
This is a messenger RNA of Diuraphis noxia (Russian wheat aphid), 466 nucleotides long. RefSeq names its product high mobility group protein 20A-like. Gene Ontology annotation, cellular component: nucleus. The record is from RefSeq and is a predicted model, not a curated record. NCBI's taxonomy places the organism in Eukaryota, Metazoa, Arthropoda, Insecta, Hemiptera, Aphididae. Gene Ontology annotation, biological process: regulation of gene expression.